GGAGGCGGGCGGGCGCGGGGCAUGGUCCGGGAGCCGGCGGAGGGGCGGCGGAGGAGCGGCGCUGGGAUGCGGCGCGGAGACAUGCGGCUCUGCUUGCGCGCUGCCCCGACGACAUGGACCCGCGCCGCCUGCUCCUCCCGCUACUGCUGCUGCUGCUCCGCGCUGCCCUGGGCGCCGCCGGGCGUCUGAGCGCCCGCCCCGGCAACGAAGUUAAUCUGCUGGAUUCAAAAACAAUUCAAGGGGAGCUGGGCUGGAUCUCCUACCCAUCACAUGGGUGGGAAGAGAUUAGUGGCGUUGAUGAGCAUUAUACUCCAAUCAGAACUUACCAAGUUUGCAAUGUUAUGGAUCACAGUCAAAACAAUUGGCUGCGAACAAACUGGAUUCCACGCAAUUCGGCUCAGAAGAUAUAUGUGGAGCUCAAAUUUACCUUGAGGGACUGUAAUAGUAUCCCUCUAGUUCUGGGCACUUGCAAAGAGACCUUCAAUCUGUAUUAUAUGGAGUCUGAUGAUGACCAUUCAGUAAAGUUCAGAGAGCAUCAGUUUACAAAGAUCGACACCAUUGCAGCUGAUGAGAGCUUCACCCAAAUGGAUCUUGGGGACCGAAUUCUCAAGCUGAAUACAGAAGUCCGUGAGGUGGGGCCUGUCAGCAGGAAAGGCUUUUACUUGGCUUUUCAAGAUGUAGGUGCAUGUGUUGCCUUAGUCUCAGUGCGAGUGUACUUCAAAAAGUGCCCUUUCACUGUCAAGAACCUUGCCAUGUUUCCAGAUACAGUACCCAUGGACUCCCAGUCACUGGUGGAGGUGCGUGGUUCUUGUGUCAAUCAUUCCAAGGAGGAAGAGCCACCCAAGAUGUAUUGCAGUACAGAAGGAGAAUGGCUAGUGCCCAUAGGGAAGUGCUUGUGUAAUGCUGGCUAUGAAGAAAGAGGCUUUGCGUGCCAAGCUUGUCGACCUGGGUUCUACAAAGCCUCUGCUGGCAACCUGAAGUGUGCCAAAUGCCCACCUCACAGCUCCACCUACGAAGAUGCAUCUUUGAACUGCAGGUGUGAAAAGAAUUACUUUCGCUCUGAGAAAGACCCUCCAUCCAUGGCUUGCACCAGACCUCCAUCUGCUCCAAGAAACGUUAUCUCUAACAUCAAUGAGACGUCUGUUAUCCUGGAUUGGAGCUGGCCUCUUGAUACUGGAGGUCGGAAAGAUGUCACUUUCAACAUCAUUUGCAAAAAAUGUGGAGGAAACAUCAAAAUAUGUGAGCCAUGUAGUGACAACGUGCGAUUCUUGCCCCGUCAGACUGGGCUCAUGAACACUACAGUGACAGUCGUGGACCUUUUGGCACAUACCAAUUAUACUUUUGAGAUUGAUGCGGUCAACGGGGUAUCUGACUUGAGUACGCUUUCCAGACAAUUUGCUGCUGUCAGCAUCACAACUAAUCAGGCUGCUCCAUCCCCCAUCACAGUCAUAAGGAAAGACAGGACAUCCAGGAACAGCGUGUCUCUGUCUUGGCAAGAACCCGAACAUCCAAAUGGGAUCAUCUUGGACUACGAGGUCAAAUACUAUGAAAAGCAGGAACAAGAGACAAGCUAUACUAUUCUAAGAGCAAAAGGCACCAACGUUACCAUCAGCGGCCUCAAACCUGAUACGACCUAUGUAUUCCAAAUUCGGGCCCGAACUGCAGCUGGAUAUGGGACAAACAGCCGCAAGUUUGAAUUUGAAACCAGUCCAGAUUCAUUCUCCAUUUCCAGUGAGAAUAGCCAGGUCGUAAUGAUUGCCAUUUCAGCUGCAGUAGCCAUUAUUCUCCUCACAGUUGUGGUGUACAUCCUCAUUGGAAGAUUUUGUGGAUACAAGAAAUCUAAACAUGGCACUGAUGAGAAAAGACUACAUUUUGGGAAUGGCCAGUUAAAACUCCCAGGCCUGAGAACUUAUGUAGAUCCACAUACAUAUGAGGAUCCCAGUCAAGCCGUGCAUGAAUUUGCCAAGGAACUAGAUGCUUCUAAUAUAUCCAUCGAUAAAGUAGUUGGAGCGGGUGAAUUUGGAGAAGUGUGCAGUGGGCGCCUAAAGCUGCCUUCUAAAAAGGAAAUUUCAGUGGCUAUCAAAACCCUGAAAGUUGGCUACACAGAGAAACAGAGGAGGGACUUCCUAGGAGAAGCAAGCAUCAUGGGACAGUUUGACCACCCUAAUAUUAUUCGAUUAGAGGGAGUCGUCACUAAAAGUAAACCAGUUAUGAUUGUUACUGAAUAUAUGGAAAAUGGUUCCUUGGACAGCUUCCUUCGGAAACAUGAUGCCCAGUUCACAGUCAUCCAGCUGGUAGGCAUGCUUCGAGGGAUCGCGUCUGGCAUGAAGUAUUUGUCAGAUAUGGGUUAUGUCCAUCGAGAUCUAGCUGCUCGUAAUAUCCUCAUCAAUAGUAACUUGGUAUGCAAAGUCUCAGAUUUUGGUCUCUCUCGUGUACUGGAAGAUGACCCUGAAGCUGCUUACACCACAAGGGGGGGCAAGAUUCCUAUCCGAUGGACAUCACCAGAAGCCAUUGCAUAUCGGAAGUUCACUUCAGCCAGUGAUGCAUGGAGCUAUGGAAUUGUUCUCUGGGAGGUGAUGUCUUAUGGAGAGAGACCAUACUGGGAGAUGUCCAACCAGGAUGUGAUUAAGGCUGUUGAUGAAGGUUACCGCUUGCCACCUCCUAUGGACUGCCCAGCUGCCUUGUAUCAGCUGAUGCUGGACUGUUGGCAGAAAGACAGAAACAACAGACCCAAGUUUGAGCAGAUUGUCAGCAUCCUGGAUAAACUGAUCCGUAAUCCCAGCAGUCUGAAAAUAAUCACCAAUGCGGCGGCAAGGCCAUCAAAUCUUCUCCUGGACCAAAGCAACAUUGAUAUUUCAGCUUUCCGCACAACAGGUGAUUGGCUCAAUGGUUUUCGAACAGGACAGUGCAAAGACAUUUUCACGGGCGUGGAGUACAGUUCCUGUGAUACAAUAGCCAAGAUUUCCACAGAUGACAUGAAGAAAGUCGGUGUUACCGUUGUGGCGCCUCAAAAGAAGGUUGUUAGCAGUAUCAAAGCUGUAGAAACUCAUACAAAGAACAGCCCUGUUCCUGUGUAAGGUACCAAAAUGAUGUUGCUCAGGAGAGAAAAAAGAGAAAAGUUGCAUCAAAGGGCAAAAAGUGAUGACUGAUAAACAGCAGAAUUUAAAGUUCUUUGCAACAGCUUUGGAAGCAUAAUGGUUGAAAUUUCAAACCCACUAAGACACUCAAAUAUUGAGUAUAAAUGCCUUAAAAAUAGGAGCAAAGUUUUCUAUCUGUUAAUCCUAAAGGGUGGGUGCUCUUGACUGACUGUUAAUGCAGAUAGUAAAUUUCAAAAGAAAAAAAAAUAUGUAAAAAAUCCUUCCAAGUGAAAACCAGUGAUACUAAAACCUAGAGCCAUUUGAAUAUUAAAUGACUGAAUAACAUGAAAAAAACAUGGACGCAAAAGCUGUGUAUUUGAUCUAUACAGCAAACAAGAAGAAAGACUUGCAGUAUUUUUAUACAGAAGAGAUCUGUAACAGGUAUUUUAUUUCUUUAAAAGCAAGGAAAAUAGAGGACUAUACCUCACAACCUAUCUGGCCAUAUUUACGAUAAUGUCAUUGUAACAUGCUAUUUCAGCUUCAGAAAGGAACACAGAAAUAGAGGCUGUAGUGACUUUGAGUUAGUCGACAAAAGAUUUUCGCCGUUCUGUUAGCUUUCCUAACUCUGUUCAUUUAAAUAGAAACAAGUCUUAAUUUUUUAAAAGACUUAUUUAUUUACUUCGUUUUUGUUUUGAUUAUUGUUUAUAUUUAUGCUAAAAUACCUUAACCUGGCUGUAUUAUUGCCAAGUGCCAAAUGUUAUCAAAACUUCCUUGGUUCAACCUGAAAAAUCAUCUGAGGGUUAAUUACUGGAUUAUUUUAUACUCAUAACAUCAUAUAUGAAAUACAGAAGGAGAAGAUAGAUGGUGUUUUUUUCCGACUCUGGCACUGCACAAAGCAUCUGGACUUGCUGAGAUUCCUUCCAUUUGCUGUGAGUGGUAUUUUAACCUAGGCCUGAGUUCUGGCAAAGUUGUGUGCGUAUUGACCCCUAGAUCAGCAUCUUGCCUAGUUGAGUGCACACAUCUUAUUUACUUCCAAAAGGCUCGCUUUCCUGUCAAAAAAGGGACCACUGUUCUCAAGUGGUGUUCGUUCAGGUGAGAGAUUUGCCUCACAAACAUAAUAAAGAGUCUGGGUUGCAUCCUGUGUUAACUGAGGAUGCUUUCUGAGUUCCCUGGUGAAUGGUCCUUUUCUAGCUCCUGUCUGGCAGGCUCUGCUCCUGACACUGGGGGCUGGAAUGUGCACUCCCAUGUGGGCGGUCUCUGGUAGUGACACUGAGAUGGUGACUUGCAGCCAAGUGUAAGUAGAUAGUUUAAAAGAACGAUUUAAGCUUUUAAAAUGGGACUUUAGUACUUAAUUUUACCUAGAAGGCUAGAAGACAACUGUCCGAGUGCUACCAUCCUGUAGGAGCAUUGGUUUUGGCACAGGUUCCUUAGGCAUCUGUUCCUUAAAAGAAAGCAGAAAGGAGCCUACCUUUAGAAGAGCAUUCACAUUUCCCAGUGGAAAAAGGAGCCUGGAAGGUGGGAUUUGAGAGUCCUCUCCCAUCUUUAGCAUCUUUUCAAUAGCAAGCUCUUAGACUGUUGGUGGGGAGUACAUUGGUCUCAGUUCUGAGCAGACACAACUCUUUGCUCUGGAAGUGAGUGGUUUACAUCACAGUGUGAGGAACUUCUUGUGCUACAUACAACUGAGCUCUAGAUGUGAUGCCAGACACACAGGGAUCAAGCUUUGUCACUAGUGGAAACCACUCUGAUUCCUGACUUACCGUGCUGCAGUCUAAACCUGAUUCUGAUAAAUAACAGUGAGUCCCUGUAAGUCCAUGACUCUGUGGGAGGCAGAUGGCUAUAUGGCGUGCCACUUUUCGCUGUGCAUGCAAAAGCAGGUAACUAGUUGUACUUUUUUAUAUUGAUUUGGUUUUGGAAACUCCUUGUGGCAUAGAGCACAUAAGUAAGGGAAGAAUCAAUUCCUAGAACUUGUGUGGCUGAAUCAGCUUUUGAAUUGUUCUUUGUGGGUCCAGGACUUAUAAAAUGUAGAGACACAAAGUUUAUCACGCAUUUUUAAAUAGAAGCAGGAUUAGAGACUUUUUAAUGAGUGCUAGCGGUGAGCAUGCUAUAAAGGACUGGAUUUGAAACCCAUUCACAGGUUAAUAACUAGUACUAUUUUCUGAAAGAAAAAUGAAUUGGUUUUAAAGUAACUUAAAAAAAAAUGAAAAAUGGGAGAAAAUGAAAAUAAAGUACUUAAGAUGUAAAGAACACUUAUCUGCCACAGUUUAUUGUGAAAUGUAGCAUGUGGAAUAGAAAAGCUGUUAUUUUCCAUUGCUUAGUUCAUUCAGAAUCUUUCUUUUCUUCAGUUUGACAUUGCUUUAAAUCAGACAUUGUUAGUGAAUUUAAGUCAUUAAAAUCCAUUUACAGACAUUGUCUGUGUGGGGACAGCUUUUUAUAUUAUAUUCCUCAUGACAUUUCUCUUCAGCUUCAUUCUGCUGCCAGAGAGUGGAGGUGUGGGAGGAAGAUAACUGCGAAAUGCUUCUGAAAACAUAGAAUCAGUUCUUAGCGUUUUAGGUGAUGACUGAAAAUUUUGCAUCAACUACCUUCAAUUUUCUCUUAGUAUCAUGGCAUGUUCCUUGCCCACUGUUUCAGCAUGGUCAGCAGAAAAGAUUAAAUCUCAGUAAUGCUUGGGAAAAAAAAGAAACUCAAUUUUGCUUUUCUUUGCUAUUAGAAGUAGAGAGUUUUAAAAUAUGUUUAGUUUUCUCUCCCUGUCAAAAGUUGAUUUGUACUGAAAGUGGCCUCUGUUGCAAGCAUCAUAUACUCCCUGUCCCUGUGUACAUAUGUAUACAUAGCAGUGUACAAUUCUUCAUUGUGGAGUAGAGAUACUAGAAUUCGUGUGGCCAUCUUCCCAUACAGGACUUGCAUUGGUUAUCGACAUCAAGCAAAAUGCAACUACUCACAAAAUGACAUGCCAUAUUAUUGGUUUUGUAUCUUUAAAUAUAGUUUCCAUUUUAUUUAUUUCUGUUAACAUAUCUAGUUUUGUGCUGUUACUUAGCAUUCAAUAAGCAAUGUAUAGAUGUGAUUUGAUUGGCAAUAUGUAUUUACGUUAACUUGUAUUUCAAAGCAUUACUUACUCAUUUAGAUUAUAUAUUGUGCAAUUGUAGAUGGCCUCUUACUAAUGUAAAAUGAUUUGUAGUGGAAACAUUUAUAUUUUUAUAAUAAACAUAAUGAAAGUAUUUUUUACAUACUGGAAUACUGAGGUGAUUGUUUGGAGGACAAAGUAAAUUUAUUUGAUUAGAAAAGUGUGAUGAAAUUGUAAUUAAAUAUGGAUAAAUUCUGAGUGUUAAAGCAUGGAUUCAGAAUGAAAGCUAGAUAUUACCUAUAUUAUCUAUUAAAAGAAACAAAUAGUGCAGGUUUUAACUAGAUAGGCCAGCAGUUGUGCUACACUGACUUAUAUCAGUCAAAGACUUUACUUUCUCCAUGGAUACGGAAAAACAUUGUCUACUACAACCUGCCUAUGGGAUAUUGAAAAAGCUGUCAUUUAUUUUAGUCGUGUCAAUUAUUUCCAAACUUUUGCUUUUUUUCCUCCCUUACCAGUGGACCUCUUUUCAUCUUAUUACUAUGUUGAAUCCAGUAAAAGAUGUACUUUUCAACAAAAUAAAAAAGCCCACCGCUUACUGUAAUUUAACCCCAUGAUAAUUUCUUGCCUCUGAGUAUCUGUAUUAGAUAAAAUUUUGCUCCUGUUUUGUUAUGUCCCUACCAAGUUCUUUCUGUAUGCUUCACUGAAGUACAGUGUCUUUGAAAAUACCAACAUACAACUCAAUUUUGCAUCUCAGGAAUUAUCUUCCUAGAAAAAUAGGAGUGGUUUGAAUGUUCACCAGUUACUUGAGGAAUGAUGUUACAGGAUCUUUCUGUACCAUAAAUGAUUUUGCAUGUUUUUAUAUAUUACUGUGCUUACUCGUACAAAACAAUGAAUGAUAUACCUGUCCUGGAGUCUGUAGGUAGAUAAACUUUAUGGAGGUGGAUAUAGCACAUUUUUUUUGGCAUUUUGUCUUCGUAUCUUCAAUAGAAAGGGAAUCACCAAAAAGAGCGAUUCAGAAUUGGACUUAACUUUAAAUGACGACAGCUGGACUGAGAUCCACUUUUACUUUGUAACACCAGUAUGCCUCAUGCUGUGCCGCAGUGGGUACAUAUGGUAUCAUUUUAACGUCUGAUGAGUGGGUUUCAAUGCUAUACUUGAACUACAGGGAAGCAGCUCUGUUGGUCUAAUCUAUGCAGUAUGCAAACUGUUUAUGUUGCAAAUAGGUUUCACUUCAGCAAUUGUGUUACACCUAUUUCUGUCUAUUGCUUUAGCUUUACUGGUACAUUGUAUUUGCUUUAUAUCCCAAAAGGCACAUUGGAUGUAUUAAUGUUUCUAUUACUAUUAUGUUUAUUAUGAAAUGGUAUUAAUGCUCACAGGCAAUUCUUGAACAUCAGUAGGAUGCAUUCACGUGAAGAGCAGCAGAACAAGCAAAUGCCUUGCAGCCCACCACCAUGUCUCAGCUCUAAUCUGGAGGGGUGAAUUGCUGAGAAUCAGCUCCUCGGAUUCAGACAUGCCUUUUUAUUUUUUUUUUCCCCCGGUAAUGUCCAAGUAACAUUUUUCCACUUUGCCUUCCUUUUUAAGGAUGAUGCCCAGACCUAAAUAUCUUUACCAGUAAAAGCCUAGGCAGUGCCAAGCGGAAUCAGACAAUUACUUCUUCUGUCUCAUAUGCUACUGCUCUUAAUUCAGACAAAUAUCCAUACUAUUGUCUUCCUUUUGUUUUCUGAGCCACCAUAAUUGCUCAAAUCCUUUCCAGACUAUUACUGCCUGGUCAGUAAUUCUCCAUGUAUAUGUGAGCACUCAAUUCCCUUUUCAUUUUUUUGCAACCUUCAUUUGUUCACAUGUAUAAAUAUACAUAUGCUAAUCAUCCAGGUUACUAAUGCAAAGAGCGAACGGCACAAAACAUGAAGGCCAGCCUUCUCUUCGCUUCUUUGUUACACUUUCAAAUGGCUAGAGAACCUCUGAUAGAUGAAGAGUACUCAGUACUCAAGAUUUUUCAGCUCACUCUGCUUUCACAUUACAAUGAUUCCAUAAUAGCCCAUAUUUUCCCAGUUACCUCAUAAGAAUGUCAUGUGGGACAGCACCAGAAGUCUUACUAAAGACAAGAUAAAUCACAUCUACUAUUUUUAGAUUAUCCCAUCACAGAAAUAUAUCAUGAGUUUGACAUGAUUUGUUUGUUCUUGACAAAUCUGAGUUGGUUUCUUAAGAUCUUGUAAUCCUCCAGCUGCUUAGAAAUGUAUUGUGUAAUAUAGAUAUCUUUCUGGGUAUUUGAGGUUAGCAUACCUAGUCGGUAAUUGCCUGGCUCUGCUUCUCUUCCCUUUGUAAAGCUCAGGAUGGUUUUUGCUCUUCUCCAGUUGCCCGGAGUCCAUGACUUCUCCAGAAGAACAGCCAGUGGCUACCCUUGGAAUUAUCCAUUAAGUUGCUAUAGAAAUCUCACAGACUCUGCAAAACCUGAAAGCAUUGAUCGCUUGUUCUGACUCCUAGGAUACCUAAUUGUAAAAUGAAAAUAAAAUACAUAUGGGCAAAUGUUUUUACUGCGUGCCCAGGUUUUGAGCUUAUGUCUUGAUUUUUACAAGCAGGCAACUACUAAGACCAUUAAAGAAGCAUGGAGUAACAUCUCUUUUGUUAGAAAAUUUCAUUCUUUGUUUUUAAUUAGAUUAAAUAACUGUGAUUCAUCUCUACCGUAUGACUUUGAAUUUGGAUGAUAAGGUCAAGCAUCCUACAAAGGUAGUUGAGAUCCACUGUCAGGGAUCAUUAAAAUUCUUUUAAUUCACUCGGCUGCUACCUACAUAACAGAGGAAAUAUCUUUUAUCUCCGCUCCUCUUCCAUCCAGUAUAUCCUAAUAUUAUUAGUAAGCUCAGUUUUUAAAUCUCUUCAGUAAAGUGAUCCACUUGAGUUUACCCACUAUGGAUUUGUAAAUAAUGCUGAUUGGUUUCCAGCCCUCUCAAAAGCAUAGGUUUGCAAGAAAGCAUGAAACACCCAGACUGUUAUAUUUUUAAUAUUUGGGGAUUUAGGGAACCAGAUGUUGAGCUUGUGUCUGAACGGAUUCAUCACUAAGCCAUGAGACAUAGCAGAAAUACCAUCAUCGUGUGUAUGUAAGGUGCUCGUGGGUUGCUACUCUAAUAAAUGAAUAUAUAUCCCUCCCAGAUGAAACUGCGAUGUAGCUAUGCAUUGAGGUUGCUUCUCAAUUGGCAAAGUACAUGUGCC
Molecule: messenger RNA, 9339 nt
Organism: Cuculus canorus (common cuckoo)
Lineage: Eukaryota; Metazoa; Chordata; Aves; Cuculiformes; Cuculidae
Product: ephrin type-A receptor 3
Exons: 17
Coding region: 114-3077 (987 amino acids)
Biological process (GO): cell surface receptor protein tyrosine kinase signaling pathway; axon guidance; protein phosphorylation
Cellular component (GO): neuron projection; plasma membrane
Molecular function (GO): protein binding; ATP binding; transmembrane-ephrin receptor activity
Source: RefSeq, a predicted model, not a curated record